UGCAAACGCUGAAGUACUGGUCAUAACGGGCCGGCAAACCAAUCUACGCCAUAAUUAGUGAGAUCACAAAAACCCAAUCAACACAGUGAUCCAUUCCCACUCGUGGAUUGUGUUCGAAAGGACCAAACAAAGUGACUUCACAACUGGUUCUCACUCUCAACAAGAAGAAGAAGAGAAUGGAAUUGGGGAUAGUUUGGUUGGUUAGAGUUGCUUGGAUCGCUGCUAUACUUCCUAUGUUGAUCGCUUCGAUACCCAAUUCAAAGCUGACAUCUUUUCACCAACUCGUUUUGGGUUUCGCCAGGAGAGGCAAGAUUCUCCAGCCCUCCUCGUCUUCUCAGAAGUGGACACUUCCUCAGAAACACUUUGCUCACUUCUAUGUUCUCGGUGUGGCGUGGACGACUCUUCUGCUCGCUGCCACGUGGAUGUACGCUUUCAAAAUGACCCCUUUGACGUCUGACGAGUUCCAUUUGUCCAAAGUGUGGCGCGCAGUGUUUCUACUUGUCCUGAUGGAGAUCCAAGUUCUGAGACGCCUUAUGGAGUCAUUCUAUGUCUUCAAGUAUAGCCCUUCUGCUCGGAUGAACAUCCUUGGCUACCUCACUGGAUUGUUUUUCUAUACAGCAGCGCCUUUAUCACUCUGCGUCAAUAUAGCUCCAGAGGUGGUAACAUUCGCUGGAAAUAGCCGUACCUCCUCAGCCCCUGAGUUUGAUUUAUUAUCUUCUUUAAGCCCUUUGAUGAAGCUCGGAUGGUGCCAGUUGAUUGGUGCAGCUGUUUUUCUCUGGGGAUGGUUACAUCAGCGACGCUGUCACGCAAUUCUCGGCUCGCUUCGAGAAAGUCCUAGCCAAGCGAGAGAGUACAUAAUACCACAUGGAGAUUGGUUUGAGAUCGUCUCUAGUCCACAUUACUUGGCAGAAAUCGUUUUAUAUGCGGGUUUGCUGAUUGCGAGUGGAGGAACAGAUGUAACCAUCUGGUUACUCUUUGGUUUCGUGGUUGGGAAUCUGACAUUAGCAGCUGGAGAAACUCACCGGUGGUAUCUCCGGAAGUUUGAGAAUUAUCCGGCUAACCGGAAUGCCAUUUUCCCUUUUGCUUACUAAAUGGUUUAAGAGAGAGAACACAACUUAUUAAUCAAGGUUAUGGUUGUUGAAUAUUCACGCAAAAAUGCUGUUAGAUGAACAAAUAGAAUACAGCAUUCUAUCAAAUUCAUACGUGUCUGAUUAGAUUAUCAAAUACAAACUAAACCGUGUGCGGGAAAAAUAUACUUUUUAGAACAA
Messenger RNA from Brassica napus (rape), 1268 nucleotides. Its product is annotated as polyprenol reductase 2-like. Gene Ontology annotation, biological process: dolichol-linked oligosaccharide biosynthetic process; polyprenol catabolic process. The transcript is spliced from 6 exons. Gene Ontology annotation, molecular function: 3-oxo-5-alpha-steroid 4-dehydrogenase activity. NCBI's taxonomy places the organism in Eukaryota, Viridiplantae, Streptophyta, Magnoliopsida, Brassicales, Brassicaceae. Bases 177 to 1091 code for a protein of 304 amino acids. The record is from RefSeq and is a predicted model, not a curated record. Gene Ontology annotation, cellular component: endoplasmic reticulum.